This is a messenger RNA of Colletotrichum chrysophilum, 1950 nucleotides long. RefSeq names its product ATP-dependent DNA helicase II subunit 1 (gene KU70). Gene Ontology annotation, molecular function: telomeric repeat DNA binding; DNA helicase activity; damaged DNA binding. Lineage: Eukaryota; Fungi; Ascomycota; Sordariomycetes; Glomerellales; Glomerellaceae. The transcript has 3 exons. Gene Ontology annotation, biological process: double-strand break repair via nonhomologous end joining; cellular response to X-ray; cellular response to gamma radiation. Bases 1 to 1950 code for a protein of 649 amino acids. The record is from RefSeq and is a predicted model, not a curated record. Gene Ontology annotation, cellular component: nucleus; Ku70:Ku80 complex.
AUGGCUGAUCGCGAAGACUACAAGAGAGAGGAGGAUGACGAUGCGGAGGAGGAGCUCGAUGAGACUGACUACAAGGCACAAAAGGACGCUGUCCUUCUGGCCAUUGAUGUGAGCUCGUCAAUGCUGCAGCCGCCUCCAGCAUCAAACUCCAAAAAGGCAGACAAGGACAGCGCCGUCCAGGCCGCGCUGAAAUGCGCCUAUCAGCUUAUGCAGCAGCGCAUCAUCUCCAACCCCAAGGACAUGAUGGGCAUCCUCUUCUUCGGCACCGAAAAGUCCAAGUUCCAGGAGGAAAGCGGUCGCAGUGGCCUGGGCUAUCCCCACUGCUAUCUCUUCACUGACCUAGACGUCCCCGCAGCGGAGGACGUCAAGGCGCUGAAGACAUUAGUGGGGGUCGACGGGGAGGAGGGAGAAGACGAAGAUGAGGUGUUGGUGCCAGCCAAGGAGAGCGUCCAGAUGGCGAAUGUCUUCUUCUGCGCAAACCAGAUUUUCACAACUAAGGCGGCGAACUUCGGAAGCAGGAGGUUGUUCAUCAUCACCGACAACGACAGUCCUCACGGCGAUGACAAGGCGGCCAAGUCCGCUUCUGCCGUGCGCGCAAAGGAUCUGUACGACCUUGGUGUUAUCAUCGAGUUGUUCCCUAUCACCAGGGACGACAAGAAGUUCGACCUCGCCAGGUUCUACGAUGAUAUAAUCUAUCGUGACCAAACAGCAGAGGCAAAUCUUUCAGAGAUCCGCAACUCGAGAUCAGGAGACGGCAUCACUCUUCUCAACUCCCUAAUCUCAAAUAUCAACUCCAAGGAGACCCCCAAGCGCUCCCUCUUCUCCAAUCUCCCCUUCGAGAUCGCCCCAGGGCUGCGCAUCUCCGUCAAGGGCUACAACAUCCUCCACCGCCAAACACCCGCCAGAACAUCCUACAUCUGGCUUGACGGCGAGAAGCCCCAGCUCGCCACAGGCGAAACAACUCGAAUUGCAGAGGAUAGUGCCCGCACAGUCGAGAAGCCCGAGUUCAAAAAGGCCUACAAAUUUGGCGGCGAGUACGUCCACUUCACCACCGAGGAGCAAAAGUCCCUCAAGGACUUUGGUACCCCCAUAAUCCGCAUCAUCGGCUUCAAGCCGCGGUCCAUGCUCCCAUUUUGGGCCAGCGUCAAGAAGUCAACUUUCAUCUUCCCUUCCGAGGAGGAUUACGUCGGCUCGACCCGCGUCUUCACUGCCCUCUGGCAGAAGCUGCUCAAGUCCAAAAAGAUUGGAGUCGCAUGGGCUAUCACUCGCUCCAACGCGAACCCGAUUCUCGUUGCCAUCAUUCCCUCCCACGAGCAAUCCGAAGACGACUCCACCACGCCCUACCUACCCGCAGGCCUCUGGCUGACACCUCUCCCCUUUGCCGAUGACCUCCGCGAAGGCCCUGAGCCGCCCGCCGACCUCGUCCGCAGCACCAACGAGCUCACCGACCAAAUGCGCGUCAUCGUUCAACAGCUGCAGCUGCCCAAAGCCAUGUACAACCCCAAGAAGUACCCGAAUCCUUCACUGCAGUGGCACUACAAGAUCCUCCAGGUCCUCGCGCUCGAGGAGGAGUACCCCGAGAAAGCGGAAGAUCUGACGGAGCCCAAGUACAAGGCCAUCAGUAAGCGCGCCGGCGGAUACCUCGAAGAGUGGGCUGAGACGCUGCAGGCGGAAGCCAAGAAUGUGAUGGCUAAGCAGGCUAUCAAGCGAGAUGCGGAAGACGAUGACGACGGCAGGCCGGCAAAGAGGGCGAAGGCGGCGCCGAAGGCCAAGGUCUCUGGAUCGGGAAUGACCACGGCGCAGCUCAAGGCCGCUGCUGAUGCAGACACUCUGGGCAAAAUGCUCGUUGCAGACCUGAAGGAUGUCCUUGCUGCGAGAGGCUUGAGCACGGCCGGAAAGAAGGCAGAACUUGUCGAGAGGCUUGAGGAGUGGAUUGAGAGCAAUGCUUGA